GUUUAUAUUAAAACAUAACAAUUGUAAAAAUUUAAAUAGAUGGAUUGUUCGAUUCUGGAUGGGAUCAUAUGUCAUAUGUGUUGAGAGAUUGAUUCAUAGAUCCAAGUGACAUACAAACUUUGUACCAAUAUGUAAAUAUAUCAGAACCUUGGUUUUCGGUCCAAAUUGACCGGACCCGAUUCCCGCCCCACUACUUCCGAAACGUUUCAUUUCCCUGCUUUGAAGAAGAUGGAUCGAUUGACCUUUCCAGUCUUCCUUAAUUUCCUCUGCUACAAAUUACAUUGCUACGUUCUCUCCUAACGACCAAGUCCUUUAAACAGCUUCUAGCUAGCGCCAUUUCCGCCUGGUGCUCCGUCCCUCCCUGACUUUCCUUUUCAUUGUCAGCGCCAGGAAGAAGACUGACAAGGGAAGCAGGCACGACCAGUUAAGGAUGGCGCAGGAGGGCCGACACUCAAUCAUGCAGGCGGAGUAUCGAGAGUCGCAGGGCCGGCUCCAGAGCGAAGUCAAUUAUCUCGGCCGAGAGCUAGACCAGGCGUGGGCCGCUCUGCGGCAAGAGAGGAUCGGCCGGGAGCAAGACCAGGCUGCCUUAGAGCGCGCGAGAGCAGAGGUCGAGAGGGUGAGAUUGCAGGCUGAGAGGUCCGAGCUUCGUCGGCGGCUGAUGAAGGAGACCAAUGACCGACUGGGCAAGGCCUUGGAUGAGUUCUAUCGCCUUGCCAAGGACUCGAUAAGUAGAGAUUUCGAAGAUGAUGAAGAGCAACAGUCACACUGAGGUGGGACAUCUGACAAGAAAAUUACUUUGAAAGUUUUGGAAUUUAUCAAUCAAAUUACUUGUUAGUUUACAGGAUGGCAGAUUUAAUACCAAGAAAAUAGUAAGAGGAUAAGGUUUGAAAAAAAAAAUUCAUAAAGAGGACAAUUUAUACUAUUAAUCCUUAAAAUUACUAUGCCCAUUACCAUCAUGCUUAGACUAGUUCCAAUCCAUGGUGUCAAAAUGCUAUAAAGCCAUAUUUGGCUU
Molecule: messenger RNA, 1012 nt
Organism: Linum trigynum
Lineage: Eukaryota; Viridiplantae; Streptophyta; Magnoliopsida; Malpighiales; Linaceae
Source: the annotation of a GenBank genome assembly